CAUGGAUGUCACUGAAUACCUCUAUUUGGAUGAGAUGUCGGCAGCAUACAAGCGCCCGGUGCUGCAGUCCGACAUAGCGGGGUUCCUCAAGCCGUAUUCACUCCUGAUGUGGAUGCUCGUUCUUGUGGCUACAGCAGGUGUUUUUGUGGCUAUCUGUUUGGUGCACCUGGCUUACAACAGGGUGACGCAAAACCAUUCCGGCGAAGACAGGAGUUUCCUCCAAGCCUCUGAUUUAGUACAGGAAUCUGCUGCAUGGACCCUGUCUGCUCUCCUCGCCCAGUCGGUGGCCCGUCCUCUCCGCGGCGGCGACUCCGUCCGCCUCGUGACCGGCGUGUGGCUCCUGGCCUCGCUCAUCGUCGCCACCGUGUACCGCUCCAACCUGAAGGCGAUGCUGAUCCUGCCGAAGCUGGUGCUUCCCUUUAACAGCCUGGAGGAGCUGGUCGAGACGGACCUCCCCGUCUGGAUCCGCAUGGGGUCGAACGCGCACGAGGCCAUUGUGAACGCCGACGCAAACACCACCUUGGGCAAACUCCGGAAGCAGAUGUAUCACGGACACCGCUUCGAAGCCGUGACUCGACUCGACUCCGGAGAGCACGUCCUGGCUGUGCCUCUCUCGUCGCUCCAGCAAAUGCUUCAUAACUCUUUUUCUAGGACCGGCAAGUGUAUCACCUACAUCAUGUCCGGAGGCUUCAUGCAGACAACCACCUUGAGCUUCGUUAUCCGAAAGGGAUCUCCGCUCAAGCAACAGAUGGAUCCUAUCAUCCGACGCCUGCGCGAAUCCGGCCUCCUGGACUACGCUUACCACCGUGCCAUUGCCAAUAGCACGGAGUGUCUGAGGGAAAUACGUGUAAAUCCUUCAGAUAACAGCAGGGUGCUUGUCUUGGGCGAUUUCUAUGGUAUAUUCCUUGUGUAUGCAACAGGAAUAGCCAUCGCAUCCCUGACCUUCCUUGCUGAGGUUCUCGUCCACCUCUUCAAGUGAGCCGAUCCUGUUCCCUAGGCCUUGCGAGUGACCCUUCGAAACCGACCUUACAAAAGAUCCCCGCGGACGUUCUCGUGCUGUGGUCUCCCUUACAACGAGCUUCUGUAGUUCAUGUUUCCUUUUAUCAGUUGUAGGACACGAAUUCACGAUAGACAAGUGGAGAUAAGGGAAGGUGGCUUGUUACCUUUCUCCUUUGUCUAGGUCUAGGUUAUCACUACAAUAUCACUGCAUGUAAUCUAAUCAAUAAAUGCAUACGGCA
This is a messenger RNA of Penaeus chinensis, 1238 nucleotides long. Its product is annotated as glutamate [NMDA] receptor subunit 1-like. Gene Ontology annotation, cellular component: membrane. The transcript has 8 exons. NCBI's taxonomy places the organism in Eukaryota, Metazoa, Arthropoda, Malacostraca, Decapoda, Penaeidae. The coding region runs from base 2 to 979 and encodes 325 amino acids. Gene Ontology annotation, molecular function: ligand-gated monoatomic ion channel activity. The record is from RefSeq and is a predicted model, not a curated record.